UGAUUUUGCAUUUCCAGGAGGACUGUGUUGUUUACUAACAGUCCUCCUCCCUGUCAGCUCGGGUACACUGCUCUGGAUGGCUGUGCACAGCACAGCCAUCCAAAGCAGUGUGUCUACAUUGAAGCACACUGAUACCGCCCCCCCAGUAAAACACUCCCUGCACACAGUUAACCCUUUGAUCGCCCCUCAUGUUAACCCCUUCCUGCCCAUUGCAAUUAGUACAGUGUCAGUGCUUUCUUUUUAGCACUGAUCACUGUAUUGGUGUCACUGGGGAUGUCAGUGACAACAAGUCAGUCCCUCACAGUGUCAGAAUGUCCGCUGCAGUCCCGCUAUAA
This is a messenger RNA of Staurois parvus, 335 nucleotides long. The record is from the annotation of a GenBank genome assembly. Lineage: Eukaryota; Metazoa; Chordata; Amphibia; Anura; Ranidae.